UUUGACGAGUACACGCGCGCGCCAUGGAUCUGUUGUGCUCCGUGGCCCUUGAAAAUUGAACUCGAGUAUUAUUUUGUGUUCUGCGGUCACUUCACUUCUCCGAGUUCCUGUGCUUUGUUCUGGGUGAUUCCGGUUGUUAAUUUUCAUCCUUUUCUUCGCGUACGUCGUUGUGGUGAACCGGGUUGUUUGGCAGUAGUAUACAGCUAAUAUAUUCUGAGCCGGGGUGCCCGGUUUCGGACAAAAGAGCUGGUCUGUAACAAAGGACUGCACUUGGAACAAAGAACCUGCUGCUGGGAAUUACCAUCGUUUUUUGACUUCCAUUUUUCGAAGUUUGGAGAUACCAGUCACUGCCCAAAUCCCAGCCAUGUUGCUUAGCACCAAGACAAAGGUGAUUCUGUUGGCUGGUAUUUCGGCUAUGGCCGGUCUGAUUUUGGCAACCAGUUACUUCAAACGACGUAGGCGGGGUAAGAAACAACGGAUUCGGAAACCCCAAUCAGUUCCACUCAGUAACCAGCAUGUCACAAUUAAUACAAAUGGACCUCUGGGGCAGACCAGUCGAAGGGCCCUGAUCACACCACAGAUCGAAUCACCCAAAGGUUUUGCCAGGUUGUCUCGUCUGUCUCGCUCUACAUCCAGGAGGUCCGUCAUCUCGGCCAUUGCCUCCAGGGCCUCCCACUCAAGCAUCAAUGACAGCCUGCACGGGUCAGUCAAUUCUCUGCUCAGCGACGCCGCGUCCAUCAAGAGUGGAGAAAGGACUCCGACCAAUGAAUCAGUGUCUGUACAGAGACUCUUCCAGCUUGGAAUGCAGGCGUUUGAUAACGCAGUCUCCUACUGGGAGGAUGCCGUGGACAUUCGAGUUGUUCAAGACAUUGAAGAAGAAGACAGUAGGGAAGAGAACGAUGUCGAAAGCAGCAAAUCGGAGUUGACACGUUCCUUGGAGAAGCUCUUGUCUAGCGCCUACCACCUCCAGGAGGAAUGUGAAGAUGUCGCUCUCAGCAUUCCCAAUCUGGCCUUCACACCCUCCGAGAUGAGAGACAUUGCCGAGGAAAUCACAAGUAUGAGGAGACAGAGGGAGGCUGACGAGCACUCUACGUCAUCCACUGAAUCUUUUGUCUCAGCAACAGAGCUAGAGGAGUUAGAACAACAGAGCACCUCAUCAGAAGCAACUUCCGCAAGUAGCAGCAAACCCAGACUUAGAAAUGAAAUGUAUGAGAAUGCUCUAUUAGCAGUCAGGGAAGGAGCAGUAGAGUGUCGAAGGAUAAGGACGAAGAUGCUGCAUUGCCGUAGCGAUGAGGACUUCCUUGCCAAGUUGCACUGUGUACGUGUUGCCAUGGCAGUGCUCCUAGAGGACCAGACUAUCUCUGAUUGGUUCGUCACGAUGGGCAAGCAGUUGAUUUCAGAUCUUCUGCUCAAGGCUAAUUAUGAUUCAGAAGAAUUUGGUGAUGCAUAUGAUGAGAUGAUGACCUAUGUGAGGGACCCUCAGAACCACAAGGACAUUGAGAAGGAACUACGGGCGAGAAAGGUUCGGUUCUUGUCCUUCUAUGACAUUGUCUUGGAUUUCCUCCUCUUGGAUGCGUUUGAUGAUCUGGAUGAUCCGCCAAUGUCCGUCACGUGCGUCACCCAGAACCGAUGGCUGUCAAACAGAGUCAAAGAAUCGGCUGUGUCUACAGCUGUUUGGUCAGUCUUGGCAGCAAAACGAAGAAUGCUUCAGAAUCCUCAAGGUUUCUUGUCCAAGGUGUACCAGAUCUCCUACUAUGUAACACCAGCAUUGGCCUGGGGGUUCUUAGGCUCAGACCACCAUCUCAAGCACAUGAUGGAAUUCUUUAAGGAUCAAGUGCUGGGGUUUGCCAGGGACAUGUUCUCUCUGCGCAAGUGUCGUUACAGCACCGUGGCUCAACUGGCAGACGACAUCCUCUUACUAGCAAAGCACUACAGCACAGUAGCAUCUGAGAAACUCGGCACAUGACGGAGGAGCCUUCAAGUUGUGAAUGGCCAAUAGUAAGCACAUGCUAGAGUUACUUUUAUGUUAUCCAAUUGGUAAACAGCCUUGCUAUAGACGGUGUUACACCUAGACUCGGACAUCUCUGAUGUAAAAAUCAAUCAUUAUUUUUGGUUGAAUCCACUUUAAAUUUCACUAUGCACAGAUUGAAGUCGGAAAGGAAACUUCAGCUUUCAAUUUGAGGAGAGACUAUAGACUUGUACACCUGCCUA
This is a messenger RNA of Acanthaster planci (crown-of-thorns starfish), 2211 nucleotides long. RefSeq names its product mitoguardin 2-like. The record is from RefSeq and is a predicted model, not a curated record. Lineage: Eukaryota; Metazoa; Echinodermata; Asteroidea; Valvatida; Acanthasteridae. Gene Ontology annotation, biological process: mitochondrial fusion.